GCCAGGGCUUUCACACAAGGCUGGAUUGCCUUGCUCUAUGGGUAGGUUGGGAUGCAAUAGGCAAGCAUCAAGAUGCUCCCCUCUAUCCUCCUUCCAAACUUAUCUGUAUACAAGAACAAGCAGAUUCCAGAAAUAACAACCAAGUAUUGAGUGAGUGUAUGGGAACCGUUAUCAUGGCCUGAACCCCUGCUUGAUCACCUGAGGCGAGCCAUGAGUCAGCCAUGGGAGCACAGGUGGAGGCAAUUCAGCUGUGCUGCUGGAAGGGGUGGAGCCUGGCUCCACCUCUCCCAGACCUAUUUAAGAGUUGACUACCAGUGGGGAAGGAUCUCUGCUGGAGAUCUACUCCAUUGGAGUUUUGUUAGUGUGUGUUUUGCUUCAGCCACAGACAGAGAAAUGAUCAAGAGCAUUCUGGGCUGCAGCCUUAAAUCACGGAGCUGCAUCUUCCACAAAGAAAAGUGAUUGAAAGCAGCCUGCAACUUUUGGACAAAAUGGGCAAACGGUUUCCUCAACAGUGUCUAAGAGAGAAAAUGUCCUUCAGAUUUCCUGAGCAGGUUCUAAAACCCAGACAGAAAGAAACUAUUAAAGUAGCCAUUGAAGAAAUCUUGCAACACAUCUUCUAUAUCUUUAGCAAAAAUCUGACUCUAGCUGCCUGGGAUGGGGCAGCUCUAGAACAAUUCCAAAAUGGACUCUAUCAGCAAAUUGAGCAAUUGGAGGCAUGCAUAAUCAAGAAACAGACUCAAUAUUUUUGGAGUAAAGAAGUCAACAAGCUGAAACUGAAAAAGUAUUUCCAAAAGAUAGACUCUUUUCUUAAAGAGAAACAACACAACCUGUGCUCCUGGGAGAUCAGCCGUGCAGAAAUGAGGAGAUGUCUUCAAUUGAUUGAUAAAGUCAUAAGGAAGCUUUACAAGGUAGACAUGCUCUCCUCUCUGCCAGUUACGGAUGCAAGCUAAAGGAAAUGAUGACUGCUAUAGGUAUCAGGUCUGAAGCUGAGAUAACAGAAGGAAAAUCUGCUAACAACGCUACCGUGAUCCGGCACAACCAGAAAGACAAAAGGGUGAGAUCCCACCCAAAAAACUACAGCUGAAGAUUUUUUUGUGCUUUGUAACUAACAGCACUUGGGGUAGUUCCACUGCCAGACUGUUGGAAAUCUGAUUUCCUGCUUGUUUGUUUUCUUGCACGAACUGCUUGUUUGUUUUUUGCACUUCUGCAAGCCUGUAUAAUAAAAGGACAUUCAGCCUGUUUAGUUUUCUGGUUGUGACAUUCUAGCAGACUUCUGCAGUGCAGUAAACUGAUACUGAAACAGCC
Messenger RNA from Tympanuchus pallidicinctus (lesser prairie-chicken), 1305 nucleotides. RefSeq names its product interferon alpha-2-like. The record is from RefSeq and is a predicted model, not a curated record. Bases 489 to 950 code for a protein of 153 amino acids. Gene Ontology annotation, cellular component: extracellular region. NCBI's taxonomy places the organism in Eukaryota, Metazoa, Chordata, Aves, Galliformes, Phasianidae. Gene Ontology annotation, biological process: positive regulation of peptidyl-serine phosphorylation of STAT protein; B cell differentiation; humoral immune response. Gene Ontology annotation, molecular function: cytokine activity; type I interferon receptor binding. The transcript is spliced from 4 exons.